Molecule: messenger RNA, 993 nt
Organism: Colletotrichum abscissum
Lineage: Eukaryota; Fungi; Ascomycota; Sordariomycetes; Glomerellales; Glomerellaceae
Product: OST3/OST6 family protein
Exons: 4
Coding region: 1-993 (330 amino acids)
Cellular component (GO): oligosaccharyltransferase complex
Source: RefSeq, a predicted model, not a curated record
AUGCACUUCCUUCGCUCCCUCCUAGCGGGAACCUUUCUCGCUGCCGGCGCCUUCGCAGCCAAGAAGACCCCCGAAGAACGAUUCAACGAUUUCCACGCAAAGGCCCUUACCUCGUCUCCGAUCAAGCUCGCCGAUACCAGCUACAAGUCUUUGACUUCUGCUCCCCGCGAUUACACCGUUGCAGUACUCCUGACCGCUCUCGAGAAUCGAUUUGGUUGCCAAUUGUGCCGCGAGUUCCAGCCGGAAUGGGAUCUUCUGGGCAAGACCUGGACCAAGGGUGACAAGAAGGGCGAGUCGCGCCUUCUCUUCGGUACUCUCGAUUUCUCUGAUGGCCGCGAGGUCUUCAUGUCGCUCGGCCUCCAAACCGCCCCCGUCCUGCUCCUGUUCCAGCCCACCAUCGGUCCUCACGCUGUUGCUGCUGUCGAUCCUCUGCAAUACGACUUUACCAGCGGACCUCAGUCUGCUGAACAGGUUCAUGCCUGGCUGUCGAGACACCUUACUGACCGACCCCACCCUCCGGUGAAGCGCCCGAUCAACUGGAUGCGAUGGAUUUCUAGCAUCACCAUUGUCCUUGGUCUUGGCACUGUCCUCGUUACUGCCUCGCCUUACAUCCUUCCCGUCAUUCAGAACCGCAACUUGUGGGCCGCUAUCAGUCUCAUUGCCAUCCUGCUCUUCACCAGUGGCCACAUGUUCAACCAUAUCCGCAAAGUUCCCUAUGUUGCUGGAGAUGGCCGGGGUGGUAUCAGCUACUUUGCCGGUGGCUUCCAGAACCAGUUCGGUUUGGAGACCCAGAUCGUAGCUGCUAUCUACGGUGUCUUGGCUUUCUGUGCCAUCUCUCUCACCGUUAAGGUGCCUCGUAUUGGCGACAACAAGAGACAGCAGGUUGCUGUUCUGGCCUGGGGUGGUGUUCUGUUCAUCAUGUACAGCUUCCUUCUCAGCGUUUUCCGCAUCAAGAACGGUGGCUACCCGUUCUCUCUGCCUCCUUUCAUGUAA